UAGGUUCUUCCAUUAUUCUUGAAUCUUCGCCGGAUUCGAGGAAAUCCGGGAAAGGAAAUUAAAGAUGGCAUUAGAUUGUAGGUAUCAACUAAUGGUGUUGCUGCUCGUCUUCUGUGUCAUGGCCUCAGGGGGUCUUGGCGUUGGAGUGAACUGGGGAACUAUGGCUUCCCAUCAGCUGCCUCCCGAGAAGGUGGUGAAGAUGCUGAAGCAAAAUGGGUUUGAUAAAUUGAAGCUGUUCGAUGCGGACGAGUGGAUCAUGGCGGCUCUGAUGGGGACUGAUAUCGAAGUGAUGCUAGCAAUCCCCAAUGACAUGUUGGAAGAGAUGAGUAAGAAUUCUAGUGCCGCGGAUUCUUGGGUCGCUGAAAAUGUGACCGGUUACUUGUAUCCUGGUGGACUCAAUAUCAAGUUUGUUGCCGUGGGUAACGAGCCUUUCCUUAAAGCAUAUAAUGGCACCUAUCUGCAUACAACUUUCCCAGCUCUUAAGAACAUACAAACAUCACUCUAUAAUGCUGGCUUGGGUUCAAAGGUUAAAGUCACAGUUCCCUUCAAUGCAGACAUUUACUUUUCCCCUGAAUCAAAUCCAGUGCCAUCAGCUGGUGACUUCAGGCCUGAGUUACGAGACCUCACUAUUGAAAUCAUCCAAUUCUUGUAUUCAUGUGAUGCCCCUUUUACAGUAAAUAUAUAUCCCUUCCUUAGUCUUUAUGGCAACGACAACUUCCCCUUUGAAUUUGCAUUUUUUGAGGGAAACAGCAAACCUCUUAGAGAUGGAAAUUCACUUUACGCUAAUGUUUUUGAUGCCAAUCUAGACACUCUUUUAUGGGGUUUAGAAAAGGCAGGGUACCCUGACAUGCAAGUCCUCAUCGGAGAAGUCGGUUGGCCAACUGAUGGUGAUAAGAAUGCUAACAUUCAAAAUGCAAAGAGGUUCAACCAAGGUUUGCUUAAACAUGUUCAAAGUGGAAAUGGUACCCCUAAAAGGAGAGGGAUUAUUGACAUGUAUCUGUUCAGCCUCAUUGAUGAGAAUGCAAAAAGUGUUGCUCCUGGCACCUUUGAGAGGCACUGGGGGAUUUUUGAGUUUGAUGGGAAGCCAAAGUAUGAAUUAGAUCUAACAGGUCAAGAACUAAACAAGGGUCUGGUUCCUGUGCAUGGUAUAAAAUAUAUGGAAAGACAAUGGUGUGUUUUGAACACUGAUGCUGGUACUAGUGCACUAUUCUUGGCUCAUAGCAUUGACUAUGCUUGUACUCUAUCUGACUGUACUGCGCUGGGUUAUGGAUCUUCUUGCAAUAAUCUGAGCCUCCAAGGGAAUGCAUCAUAUGCCUUCAACAUGUAUUAUCAAGUACAUAACCAAAGGGAUUGGGGUUGUGAUUUCUCUGGUUUGGGUAUUAUAACAGAUAAGGAUCCAUCAGAAAACGGAUGCCAGUUCCCUGUGAUGAUUUCUUAUGGUUCUUCAUUGAUGCAUGGAAGGCUAUGGGAUAUCCUAAGGAAUACUGUGGGUGUAUGUACCUUGAUUAUUAUUUUGCUUUAGCUGAUAGAUUUAAGAAGUCAGUUUAAAAUGUGUUAUGGCAGAUGCAGAUUUUCCUUUUAUUUGAGCGGCUCACUUUGAGCAUUUAAAAAUUUGUUAUAUAAAGUAGAAUUUGCAAAACUCUAGG
Prosopis cineraria is the source of this 1646-nucleotide messenger RNA. Its product is annotated as glucan endo-1,3-beta-glucosidase 8. The transcript has 2 exons. Gene Ontology annotation, cellular component: plasma membrane. The coding region runs from base 65 to 1522 and encodes 485 amino acids. The record is from RefSeq and is a predicted model, not a curated record. Gene Ontology annotation, biological process: carbohydrate metabolic process. Gene Ontology annotation, molecular function: hydrolase activity, hydrolyzing O-glycosyl compounds. NCBI's taxonomy places the organism in Eukaryota, Viridiplantae, Streptophyta, Magnoliopsida, Fabales, Fabaceae.